CUAUAAAAUUACAAAAAACAGUGAAAAAUGUCAAUCACAGUUUCCUCAUCACUGCGUGGGUGACGUCUAAGAAUUUUUAUUUUUUUUUGUCUGACAAACAGUCUAAUACCCAAAGAUCUUCAGUUUAAUAUAAUAUAAAACAAAGUAAGACCCGCAAAUUCUCACAUUUGAGAAGUUGGAACCAGCAAAUGUUUGGCAUUUUUGCUUGAAAAAUAACUUAAAGGACAAAAUAGUCAAUCAACUAACCGAUUAAACGACACAUGUUUGAUGAAUCAAUUAAUGAAAAAAUUAACAAUGAAAAUAAUUAACAAAUUUCUUUUUUUUUAAGCAAAGUUGAAAAACAAAACUGAAACAAAACAAAAUUGUGAGCCUUUGUGGUGUCUCUCUGUCAUGUAAAUUUAAUAUUCAGGGGGUUUUGGACUGUUGGUCAGACUUAAAAAGCAAUUUGAAGACAUCGUCUCCAACUCUGGAAAGUUGUGAAGGGUGUUUUAGAGACAUUUUAGAGACAAAUCGAUUCAUUUAUAAUAGAGAUCUAUCAAUAAAAGUAAUUAGUUGUAGACUGCCCAGUCUGUAUGAUAAUCGUAAAACGUUUUUGCUGCAAAGAUAGUGCUAGUUAGUGCUGAAACCAUUAGUAAAUGUAGCCUAUUGAUUAGUUGAUCGCCAAAACGUCAACAAAAACUUUGAUUAUAGAUGAAAUCUUUCUUUUUUUGAGCAAAAAUGUCAAAUAUUCUGGUUCCAGCUUCCCCAUUGUGAUGCUUUUCUGUUUUUAUAUCAUUGUAAAUUUAAAACUAUAUGUUUUGGACUGUUGAUCCUUCAAUUUAUAGACGCCACCUCAAGCUCUUGGAAAUCGUGAUGGAAAUGUGACUCUUUUACAUUUUCUAGAGCAAACGAUUGAUGACCAAAAUUCAGCGGUAUUGUUUCUGAGCUACAAAUGCAUCCUGAAGACACCGAGAUUGCCAUCUUUACAAACAGAGCAUUGGUUUGUUUAGGACUUUACUGCACUGCAAAACAACACAUGUGCUAAAGCAUGUAUGGCAUUCUGGAUAUUUGCGUCUCCAGAAUGUGUCUUCACAGCAUGACAGGCUAGCCGAUGUUGUGGGUGCACGGCGAGCAGGAGAGGAGCUCUUUCAGUCCUUCCGCGAACCCGCUGCCAAACUCCACUUCCUCCCCCGUCCAUGCUCCCGCCGCGAGGCCAGCCAGCCGAAUGGAGGACGAGCCUGCCAGGCUGCCUGCGCACCUGCGUUUGCAGCCAGUCUUUUGGAGCAGGGAGGAUGUGGCCCAGUGGCUGCGAUGGGCCGAGAAGGAGUUUGCCCUGCGGCCGAUCACCAGCGGCUCUUUCCAGAUGAAUGGCAAAGCUCUGCUGCUGCUCACCAAGGAGGACUUCCGCUACCGAUCCCCUCACUCCGGGGACGUCCUGUAUGAGCUACUGCAGCACAUCCUGAAGCAGAGGAAGCCCCACGUGUUUUACCCGUCUGCCUACUUUCCUGGGAACUCCUUCCACUCGCUGCCUGAAAGCGCUGUGCAGCACCUGAAGCUUGAAGAAACGGUACGGCGGGCACCACGUGGUACAGAGCCACUCCCCCAGCAUCCACCAACCAUUGAGCUGCGGCACCGCUCCCGCUCCCCCCACCAUCCAACCACCAGACGAUCCCCUCCGGAGCCAAACCACCCCCGCCCAGCCAAUGAGGACCCCCUCCAUGCCUUCUCCCAGCUGCCAGACAGCAACCACCACCUGCCUGAGGAAAUGUACCCUCUGUCGGUGUCCCCGGCUGCACCGAACGGCCGCUGUGCAACGCCCCGGGAAGCCCCAUGCCCAGGCAGCCCUGGGGGCCAGGAGGCGGGCCCUCCUCGCGUCAUCCAGCUCAUGCCGAGCGCCAUCAUGAACCCCUUGCUCCUCAGCCCGAGCAGGAGCGGCGGGGGUGCCGCCAUGGACUUCAGGCACAGCCGCGUUGGACCCCCGUCUCAGGUGACGCUCGAGAACGGGCGUGAGGGGAAAGCCCACGCCCACCACCAUCAGAUACCACUGUCCCAGCAGCAGCAGCAGCAACAGCAGCAUCUACUGCAGCAGCAGGAGGAGGCGCUCUACAGGAACCACGUCAUCAUGCCCGUGUCUCCUCCAGAGGAGCAACAAAUACCCAUCGGACGGAUAGCAGACUGCAGGCUGCUGUGGGACUAUGUCUACCAACUCCUGUCAGACAGCAGGUACGAGAACUACAUCCGCUGGGAGGAUACAGAGAGCAAAGUCUUCCGCAUCAUGGACCCCAACGGCCUGGCCAGGCUCUGGGGCAAUCACAAGAACAGGACCAAUAUGACGUAUGAGAAGAUGUCGCGAGCACUGAGACACUACUACAAACUGAACAUUAUCAGGAAAGAGCCCGGACAAAGACUUCUGUUCAGGUUCAUGAAAACUCCCGAUGAGAUAAUGAACGGACAGGCGGACCGGCUGGAGCACCUGGAGUCCGACACAGACGAACAAAUCUACAUCAAAGAGGAAUGCUAAGGAACUCUGGGAAAAACGAGUCCAUGAACUAUUUACUACUACAGCCGCUGAUGCCUUUCAGAAGCAGCCUGAACAAUCGUUGUUGAAUCUGGAGCGCGUGGACGUUCUCUCGUAUCAGUCCUACACAGACGAACAUGAAAUCUGAUCUCUCUUAAGAUUGCCUUAGGAUGAAAUUUUCCUGAAGUAAAAAGAAAAAAAACAGCAUCAGUUGUUUUGAUUUUCCUGAUGGACCGAGCUGAAAGGACUUUCUAAGUGUUCUCUUUUUAUUUCUGAAUGAACUGCAAAAGCCAAUCACUUUGUGCUUAUGUCACUUUUAUGAUUUUUUUUUUUUGGUCUCCUCACAUGCAUUAUACUGUGGAGUUUUGCUGUUUGUAAAAAGAAAGUUGGGUGUGUGUGUGUGUGUGUGUGUCUGACAGGAAUGUUUUCACCAUGGAAUAAACAUUUUUGAUCAAACUGUA
Messenger RNA from Siniperca chuatsi (mandarin fish), 2958 nucleotides. RefSeq names its product ETS variant transcription factor 6 (gene etv6). Gene Ontology annotation, biological process: cell differentiation; regulation of transcription by RNA polymerase II. The record is from RefSeq and is a predicted model, not a curated record. Gene Ontology annotation, molecular function: sequence-specific DNA binding; DNA-binding transcription factor activity, RNA polymerase II-specific. The transcript has 8 exons. The coding region runs from base 1091 to 2500 and encodes 469 amino acids. Gene Ontology annotation, cellular component: nucleus. Lineage: Eukaryota; Metazoa; Chordata; Actinopteri; Centrarchiformes; Sinipercidae.